Molecule: messenger RNA, 639 nt
Organism: Fusarium pseudograminearum CS3096
Lineage: Eukaryota; Fungi; Ascomycota; Sordariomycetes; Hypocreales; Nectriaceae
Exons: 2
Coding region: 1-639 (212 amino acids)
Cellular component (GO): cytoplasm
Molecular function (GO): glutathione transferase activity; glutathione binding
Source: RefSeq, a predicted model, not a curated record
AUGUCUGCUUUUACUCUCUACGGCGCCCGUGGUUCGACAAACACUGAUCGAGUCCGUCUGACACUUGCCGAAGGCGGUUUCACAGACUUUGAACUUGUCCUCCUUGACCUCUCAAAGGGACAACAGAAGUCAAAAGACCAUUUCGCCCGCCACCCAUGGGGUAAAGUCCCAGCAAUUGAAUUCUCCAAUGGCUUCACCCUCUACGAAAGCCGCGCCAUCUGCAAAUAUCUAUCCAAGAAAUAUAGCUUUCCUCUGCUCCCUUCCGAGUCCGACAUGGAGGCCACAGCACUCUUUGAACAAGCACAGUCGGUAGAAAUGCAAUACUUUGCAGAACCUGCCGGUCGCAUUGCUUUUGAAAAGUUUGCCAAGAAAUUCAUCGGCUUACCUCCAAACGAACAAGUUGUCACGGAUGCGGUAAAGGCCGUUGAGGCGUUUUUCGACGUGGCAGAGAAGUUCUUGUCGGAGAGAGAGUAUAUGGCUGGGAAUGAGUUUACACUCGUGGAUAUUUACUAUGUGCCUUUGGUUCAGAGAUUGCUUGUCUGCGGGUUUGACAAUGUUAUUACUGAGAGGCCGGCUGUGAGUGCUUGGUGGGAGCGGAUUAGCACCAGGCCUGCUGUGCAGAAGACUAUGGCUGCUUGA